AUGGAAGAAGACAUUGAAAGUCAACGCCGUUUACUCGUACCAGGCAACGCAAAGAGGCCGAACUGGAAGGAAGUUUUUAAGAUCAUUAAGAAGGACGACGCAAACAAGCUUCGGAAGCUGCUGGAUCACGAGACGCUGGAGCUGGUGGCGCUGCCCCAAGAGUUAAAGGACCACAAGACGGCGCUUCAUGCGGCUGUUGAGAGUACCGCCUCGGAGUGCCUGACGGUCCUGCUGGAAGCACGCUCCGGCCUGGACGUCCUAGACUCGCCAGACAACGACGGCAACACGCCUCUACAUGCAGCGGUGGAAGGUCUUAAUUGUGAUGCUAUCACUAAACUUAUUAAGGCAGGAGCUAAUGUCAACCUACGCAAUGAUCAGGGAAAUUCCCCCCUCCACCUGCUGGCUUAUGCGGCAGAAACCGCUGCGAAAGGAGGAGGGUUGUGUAGUGCGGAGGCCACUGCUGCGAGUGGAGGGGAAUCAGGCAGUGCGGAGGCCACUGCUGCGAAUGGAGGGAAAUCAGGCAGUGCGGAGGCCACUGCUGCGAGUGGAGGGGAAUUGGGUAGUGCGGAGGCCACUGCUGCGAGUGGAGGAGAAUCGGGCAGUGAGGAGGCCACUGAUGCUGCAUUUAUCGAGAACUUCGAUAAAUGCGUUGAUGCUUUGCUCGAGUGUCCAAGUUUGGACAUGGACGCUUUGAAUUACAGUAAGUUCACUCCCUUGCGAGCCGCAGCAGAGCAAAUGCCCAGUAAGACAGGUUCUUUGAAAUCGUUUUGCCAGAAGCUGGUGAAGAAAGGAGCAAAUAUCGACGAACACACACGAUCAAUUUUAGUUGAGGAUGGCCUUCCGAACAGUCCGGAUGAGGCCACAACUUUGCUACAGCCUCAAACCGCGACUGCAAAACUUCUCAACCUACUUAUAGACAACCAAUCUGAAGGAAUUGCUGACUUGUUUAGUGGGGUGAGUGCCUCGCAGGAAGUUCGUGCGGCGGCCAACUGCUACCUCGGGUCGAAGAAAGUCUUAUGUUACCUUGUUGACCGCUGCAGCGAGACGGGAGUGAGGGCGCUACUUCAGGCUGGGGCCGACCCUUGGUCCACCAACAUGAACGGCGAGCUUGCCCUCCACAGUGCACUGGCUAGUGGGCACUUGGCUAUCGUGAACCUCCUCAUAAAUGAGAUGAAAAAGAAGAAAAAUAGUAAUCGCAUUGACCUGCGGCACAAAAGUUUUUCUCUACUGCAAAAAGCGCUGAAAAAUAGCAGAGAUGUUGAUAAAACUGCCACGAAAUCCUAUAAUCCAAAUAAAUAUAAAUGCCUGAACCGAUUGUUUGAAGACGACGUUUUAAUAGAUGUUAGUCAAAAAGAAGAAGGAACCGACAUGAAACAAACGGCUCUCCACAUUGCCGGUAAAAUGAACAACCAAGACGCCAUGACGAUUCUUCUUGAACAUGGAGCGUUUCUCGGCGAGCAUCAAAUGAUCGGCGAGCAAGACAAUGGAACAGUUCUUAAUGCUUUAAUCGCCAAGACACUCGAGGAAACCAUGGAUAAUUGCAUCAAGGUUCCUUCCCAAACCAUUGAAAAAAAUGAUACAUUGGAUCCCGAGCGGAAGGAUAGGAUUCUUGAAGAAGAUACACUGGAUCUCAAUUACACUCUUGAGAUGAACUACCAGUUCCUAAUGAGCCCCACCCACAACCAGCCCACUGAAGUUCAGCAGCUCGAGAACGAAGUUUCGCUGCUAUACGACAUCAGUCAAAGCCACGAACAUCGCAACUGCAUCAAACAUCCACUCAUACAAACUCUCAUUUACGCCAAAUGGGCGAACGUAUUCAUAAUCACAUUGUUCAACCUGAAUUUUAUUCACAUUUUGCUUUUUUCAUUGUUAUUGACGAUAUUCAUGGUAACCAUUUCUGAAGUGGACAGGCUAACCUUACGUUUGCUUGAAAACUUGGCUUCGUCAAGCAACUCCACAGAAACCCAGCUUCUGGAGGAAGAAAUUCUGCAGUAUCAAAGUGCCCUCACUGUCAUCAAGCAUCUUGUCCUCAUAAUCACAGUCUUCAUGAUGGUUAAGGAACUUUUCCUGAUCGCGUUCAGGUGUAAAAGUUACAUUCGGUGUAUAGAGAACUACUUGGAAUGGUUUUUGAUCAUCGUAUCGCUGGUGGUCUGCUUGGUACCAAUGUCGGCGACCGCUACUCGACACAUCGAGGCCUGGGUGCACAUCGCCGUAUGUUAUAUUGCGCUGCUAGCGUUCGGCCGCUUGCCGUUGUUCGACGUCUACGUCGCGAUGCUGCACCUCGUGUCCUGGAACUUCCUGAAGCUCAUCUUGUUCUUCAUGUUACCCAUCAUGGCGUUCACUUUUGGCUUCGGCAGCAUUCUGCAGCCUGACGACGUUGCGCAG
Molecule: messenger RNA, 2385 nt
Organism: Hyalella azteca
Lineage: Eukaryota; Metazoa; Arthropoda; Malacostraca; Amphipoda; Hyalellidae
Product: serine/threonine-protein phosphatase 6 regulatory ankyrin repeat subunit A-like
Exons: 2
Molecular function (GO): protein binding
Source: RefSeq, a predicted model, not a curated record